AUGCAAGGGAGUGCGUCAGUAGAUCGCAGACAGUCUGCCCUGCGCUGUUCGCCUGACUCACCUAGCGAUUCGGUUAUAGAAGCGCCCCCACCUCGUAGUAGGCCAGAAGCCCCCACAUUACAGCCCCCUUUUGACACGUUCGACAACGUCCCUGCCUUCGACAGUCCUUUGCCGGAGACUCAUGAUGGUGUCUCGAGUUUUGACAGUCCUGGCCUGACGCCUGAUGCUCACAUCCCCCCCUUUGAGGACACCGUUCGGUUGGGUCGAGUGGUUAAUACGCCUGGCUUGGAUGAUCCAAGCUUAGCCCCUGACUAUAAUAUCAAGGAUGGCACUAAUAGAGAAGGCACAGCUGAGGCUUCCCCUGCCGUCAUUAAAGAUCGCUUCAGCAGGGGUGUGGAGGAGCCUCUCCGCGCGGAAGAUGAUAUCAGCAGGGUUCCGGCGUCGCAAGCGGUGGCAGCAGCUAAGCCUGCGGUGCUGGAGUCACCGGUAGAAGAAGACCUUUUGGAUCAGGGGGACUUAUGGGAGCAGGCCAAGAGGAUCAUGGCAUUUGCAGGCCCGGCACUUGGAAUCUGGUUGGGUAAUCCAACAAUGAGUUUGGUAGAUACGGCAGUCAUUGGGACGGCAAGCUCCUUGGAACUCGCAGCGCUUGGACCUGGGACGGCCCUCUCCGAUGGGUUUGGUCACCUCUUCAUGUUUUUGUCGGUGGCCACGUCGAAUCUGAUUGCAACUUCGCUCGCCGAGAAGGAUCCUGAGGGAGCUGCCCGAUCCUUAUCUCGUGCGCUCUUCAUUGCCCUGGUGUGUGGGUUUGGGAUCACUGCCAUUUGCGAGACGCUGCACACGCCCCUCCUCAAGGCGUUUGUGGGGAAGAAUGUGGGCCUUAUUCCCGCUGCCCGCGUCUAUGUUCAGAUUCGCGGGCUUGCUUGGCCCGCUGUGUUGGUUACCAUGGUGGCGCAGAGCGCGUGCCUGGGCAUGCAGGACGCGUGGGGCCCUUUGCGGGUGCUCGUGGUUGCUGCGUCGAUCAAUUGCCUGGGGGACAUCCUCCUGUGCAGCGUGUUGAAGAUGGGGAUUGCAGGGGCUGCGUGGGCCACAGCCGCCUCGCAGAUUGUUGGGUGCGUGUUGAUGCUGCAGAGUUUGCGUAAGCGCAGCACUAUUCCGCUGUACCUGUCAGUCCCUCGUUUUGCGGACCUGGUCACAUUCAUGUCCAUUGCGGGGCCAACGCUAGUAACCAUGUUCAGCAAGGUGUCGUUUUAUACGUUGAUGACAUACGUUUGUACAGCUAACGGCACUGCCACGGGGGCAGGCCAUCAGGUGAUGAUCGGACUUUACGCGUUCUUCGCCGUGUUUGGCGAGCCGCUGUGCCAGACGGCGCAGUCGUUCAUCCCCGAGUUCAUCCGCGGCGCUAACCGGUCGCUGCACAAGGCGCGCAAGCUGCUGCAGUCGCUCGUGCUCAUGGGCGGCCUGCAGGGCCUGGUGCUAGGGGCGGGGGCGGGCCUCAUGCCCUGGGUGCUGCCACAGCUCUUCUCCAACGACGCGGCCGUCAUUGAUCAGAUGCGUCGCGUGUCUGUCCAGAUAUUCAUAGCAGUUGUGCUCACCCCUGUGAAUCUGUCCAUGGAAGGCACGCUGUUGGCUGGCCGAGAUCUUGUUUACCUGGCGAUCAGCAUGGUCUGCAGUUUCUCCAUCAUGGCUAGCGCUUUGCUGGUGGGCAGCAAGAGGGGUAUUGGUUUGGGGGGCAUCUGGUGGUGCCUGGUCGGAUUCCAAUCGAUCCGCUUUGUGUCAGCAUCAAUGCGCCUUUCCAACCCAAAGAGCGUCGUUGGUGGUUUGAGGACAAGGAGAACGUCACCGGAGCCCAUUCCGGUUGUUAUGGGAAAGUGAUCCGAUCCUUAGCUUGGACAUAGACAGUUGGAUUGUAGAUGGUUGCGCGCCGUCAUUCUUUCUGCGUAGCAGGUAAACGGUGAUAGUUUAGAGUGCAAUCGUGGGCGGCUCAACCAUCUAGUGGGAAUUAGUAUGCAGGAAUGUAGUUGGAAAUCGAUGUUAUCGCUUCCCAUUUAGUUUAUAGAUAUGCUGAGAGUUGAAACCCUAGUGUAGGUGAACCAGGAUGUAGGCUAUUGCAGCAUCACGGGGGGGGGCUCAGUAGUUGCGUAGGUGAUUGCAGGCGUUAUAAGCUUGUGCUUCAGGGGUUGGUUAUACUACAAACGCAGAGUGUACAACAUUCCGCUUUCAAUUGUUUCACUUCUUAGUUUUCGAGUGUGAUUUUCACCACCAAUCAGGG
Molecule: messenger RNA, 2269 nt
Organism: Klebsormidium nitens
Lineage: Eukaryota; Viridiplantae; Streptophyta; Klebsormidiophyceae; Klebsormidiales; Klebsormidiaceae
Source: the annotation of a GenBank genome assembly